AUAUUGGAUACAAAACACAAUUACACGGAUAUAUCCCCUUUAAACUUCUUGAAUAAGACAAGCAUAUUAGAAAGUAUAAGGUAGCAGGUUUGCAAGAAAGGAAAAUAUAACCAUGUGACGCCAAUUUGCAGUUGUAUAUAAACUGUGCACGCAUAGUAUUAUAUAUUGUUUCAGUUGCCGAACGUGCUUCCUGGCUUGAUAACCACCGUUUGAUUGGCAUGACUUAACACAGUGCAGAAAUCCCGGUAGAUACGUUUCACAAAAGAUAAAAAGAAAAAACACAGAAGAACGAUAUCAAGCGCUCUGUUCGGCUGAUUCCACACCGUUGCGAUAUUGGAACUCGUUAGGAGUGAUUGCAAAUUACUGACAAAACGUGCUGCGUUGAAGAAAUCAUACCGUAGUCAAACAUUUAAUUAAUAAAUAUCUAUGGAUUUUUAUAUUGAUCAAACCUGUAAAACUAAGUUGAACGUGAAAUCCUCAAUUGCGAUAAGUAUAUCGCCAACAGCUGCUGAACAAUACGACAGUGAAGACAAAGAUCUUAUAGGAUAUUACAGAUGUAACUGAUAGUGUGACACUUGAAUAUCUCCAAUAAUGCACAAGGUAUUACGUUUCAUACAGUUCGCUUCGUAUCUAAUAAUGAAAAUAUCAAUGAGUAUUGUGUCAUAAAUCUCGCAUUUCUGCAACAGAGCGUUUGAGGAAAUAUACAAUCAAACUACUACAAAAUAAGUACAGUUACUUGACGCAUUGGACGUGCUUUGAACAAUAGUGAGUGCUACAAAAGGUUUAAUGUUCCAAUUAAAUCUCGAAAUAUGGACGAAGAAAAAUGUCAUUUAGGAAUAUGCAAUUGAAAACCGUUCUUGAGUAAACUUGUAUUCGCGGUGUAUAAAUACGAACGUCAAUCAUUCUGAAUUUCAAUAGACAAAAUCAACUGGAUAAUCUUAUAAAGAACGAUACGGAGAAAAUUCAGCUCCACUUGUAUUAGUGAAAGGAAGUGGGGUCGAAAUACCCAGUGAAAAUGACACUAGCAUGAAUGGAUGAGGGGUUGGAUUUGUGAUGGAAUAAAGCGUAAUUUAGAAUAUUUUCAUUUCUUUUGUAGGAUAAAAUGGCUAUCGUAACCCUUUAAUUGGACCAUUCUAUCUCCUUGAAUACACAUAAACGCGAUGCAACUUUAAAUGCGGAACAAAUGCGAGGUAGAUUACAUGGACGUCGAGUAUCCUACGCCAUUGAAAGUCUGUUCAACGUGAAUUACAGCUAGAAUCACAAAACGUAAUUCAAUUUUCUCAACGAUGGAUGUUUUUCAAUUCCUUGAUAAACACAGGUGUUCUCAGAACUAAAAGCAUCUCGUAAGGAACUUAACUAUUGGGGCUAUAAAGCUUUUUAAUAAAACGUUUAAUCUACAUUAACGUUAAAAGACAUAUAGUGCAUUCAUGUAAACGAUAUUAAGAUUAACGAGGGAAACAUACGCUUCUUUAUAAGAUCGAAUGAAGGAUUAACAACCCUUCAAGAGCACAAUACGCCAAAGAUAAGCGUCUAGAUAAUAUCCGAGGACAUACGACGGACUUUGAUUGAUGCGAAUAUGGAGAACUUCACGUUAUAUUUAACAGACGUAAGCCAGAACAAUGAAACUACCUCUUUAACAGAGCACAUUGGGUAUGCGUACGUAAUUCCCAUUAUCUGUGGAAUAGGAAUGUUAUUGAACGCGUUAAAUCUGAUUGUGUUUACGCGUAAGUUACUUAAGGGUUCAACGUUUACGUAUCUUACGGCAAAUUCAGCAGUUGAUCUUUUGACUUUGAGCUUGGUGUUUCCAAUUGGAUUAGUACGGUGUGGGGGUUGUGCAACAGAUUCAGAUUCACUCGCUGCUUUCGGAAAGGUUUAUGAAUACUAUAUUUAUCUUCCGAUCGCAAACAUGUCCGCAUGUGCGAGUGUUUGGAUAACGCUAGCAGUAUCCGUGGAACGUUAUAUUUACGUUGGGUACAUAAGGAGCGCUAAAACGCUAUGUACAGUAAAGAACGCAAGGUUUGGGAUAAUAGCUAUUGUACUUGGUGCCAUCUGCCUCAAUACUCCUUAUUUUUUCCCAUACAGGGUUGAUACAUCUGACAAUACAGUAGAACUAACAGAAUUCGGACAAAGUCAAAAUUAUCAAGCAUACUCCUGGAUAAGAAUAUCUCUCGCUAAAUUUCUCCCACUGGGAGCAAUGAUCCUGACUAAUUGUUUACUCAUUUACGAGCUUCAUCAGGCAACAAAAAGGCGGCGCGCAAUGUCAACAACUGCAGCGAAACGACAAAAACUUCAAGCGAAGAUCACGACCAUGUUAGUGUGUAUGUGUGUGCUUUUUGUGAUUUGUCACGUGCCGGAAGCUUUGUCUCACGUCGGACUGUUCCGUUCCAUUUUUACACUGGACGAAGAAAGCCUUGGACAUAAGACAUUACGUCUGACAAGCAACAUAUUAGAAAUGCUCUCAUAUACUCUAAACUUCGUGCUUUACUAUUUCUUCAAUUCUCAAUUCCGAUACGUCCUGUGUGGGUUGUGCCGAUGUAUGCGCGAGGCUAAGAUUGAGGACACUGCCGGUGAGACAACCAACAGUAAUAUGCAGACAAAUCACAAUGGUACGACCGGUUGCAAUCACAUGCACCAUGGGAAACCCCCAAAAUCCGGAUCAAGCAAGGCCUGCAAUCUUUAACUCGACAAGUUAAACAAAAACAUAGAAUGAGUAGGUCCAUGAUCUAAAACUGAUCAUUCCAAAAUGUGCAGUUUGUUUUGAGAAACAGAAUGUUAAGUAUGUUUAAUUGGAUUGGAUCUUUAAUGUCGUCCAUAUGUGUACUGUAAGAGUACGCGAAAAUCUGUCCAUAACCAUUCUGUCCAUAUGGAAAUGCGCAAAACGUACCAAUGAACAUCGCUUGACUUAAAUAAAACAACAUGAUUCAGUUAAUGAAAUCAAGGAUUUCAAGCAAAUUCUCAGUUUGUCUUAACUUUUCAAACA
Owenia fusiformis is the source of this 2980-nucleotide messenger RNA. The record is from the annotation of a GenBank genome assembly. Lineage: Eukaryota; Metazoa; Annelida; Polychaeta; Sabellida; Oweniidae.